UCGCGUCCUCACGCCACUCUCAUCAAUGCCCCCUAGGGUUUAUCUAGGGUUUCGAGUUUCGACUGUUCUGUUCUCUUUGUUCCCACAAUGGCAAAGCCGACUAAAGGCCGUCGCUCACCCUCCAUCUCCGGCUCCGGUUCCUCUUCCCGUUCUCGGUCACGGUCCAGGUCUCCUUCGCGGUCCCGCUCUUACUCCGGCUCCGACUCCAAGUCCAACUCUCGCUCUCGGUCUGUGUCUAGAUCUGCUUCUCCAUCUAGCUCUCAUUCUCGGUCCAGAUCCUUCUCCUCUUCCUCUCCUUCUCGCAGCGCUAGCUCUCGAAGUCGCGGCCCUCCUUCUAAGCGUCGAAGCCCUCCUGAUGCACCUAGGAGAGGUUGUUCCCCUCCACCACAAUCUAAAAAAGCAUCUCCAGCUCCAAGGAAAUCUUCUCCCAUCUGCGAGUCUUUAGUUCUUUAUGUUGACUCACUGAGCCGGAAUGUCAAUGAAGGCCAUCUAAGAGAAAUAUUUAGUAAGUGCUUUACCUUUUAACCUUUGAGUAGUAAAAACGCUUGAGAAUAAUUGAUACUUCUUGAGACUUUCAACAACCUAGUGUUUAACGCUUUUAUUGAAAGAUUCAUGUGUUAUAUACUUUGUGACAUGAUACUGACUAUUAUCAGUG
This is a messenger RNA of Durio zibethinus, 655 nucleotides long. Lineage: Eukaryota; Viridiplantae; Streptophyta; Magnoliopsida; Malvales; Malvaceae. The record is from RefSeq and is a predicted model, not a curated record.